Messenger RNA from Phycodurus eques (leafy seadragon), 6125 nucleotides. RefSeq names its product protein tyrosine phosphatase receptor type N2 (gene ptprn2). Gene Ontology annotation, biological process: protein dephosphorylation. Gene Ontology annotation, molecular function: protein tyrosine phosphatase activity. The record is from RefSeq and is a predicted model, not a curated record. Gene Ontology annotation, cellular component: secretory granule. NCBI's taxonomy places the organism in Eukaryota, Metazoa, Chordata, Actinopteri, Syngnathiformes, Syngnathidae.
AGUUAGAUCGCAAGGUAGGUAGGUAGAUGGGCAGCUUGAGGUAAAUUUGGAGCUGGAUUGCUCUCUACAUGUAGUGGGUAGGUAGUUAGUUGUGGAAGUAGAUAACUGGAUGGGUGAGUAGGUAAAUAAAAUGGGUUGGUCAUCGAGAUUGGUGGGUGGGAAUGUUCAAGAGGCGUGUCCCAAUACUUUUGUCCAUGUCAAAUCAAAUGCCCCCCCCCCCAGUCUUCCUCCAUUCUAUUGACGCGGCCCUGCCCGCUCUUUCUCGUACGUUUCCACGCCACGACUCUGUGACGUCACGGCUAGGAGGGGCUCCUCAGUCUGCCACGGUCGCUGUUCUCGGUGCUGAAAGCGACGGCCGCGUUCCGCUCUGCUCCGCUCUCCCCCCAACCCCAAUUUGCAGCCAUUUUAGGUUCUUCCUCCAACCCCCUCCCCCCGGCCAUGCGACAUUCCCCCCCGCCACUACCCCGCUGCUCCCACCUGGCGUCGGCCGUCAUGCGCUCGUAAGGCGGCCACGGAUUGAGCCAAACGGCGGGAUGGAGUCUCCGUGGUGUCCCGUGCUCGUCUUCGCGUCGGCCGUCUUCCUCUGCUGCUCCACAUCUGCCCGCGCCGACGGAAGCUUUGGUUGCCUGUUUGAAGACGAUCUCUGCCGAGCUUACGAGUUCUGCGUCAACGAUGGAGUUUUCGGGAGGUGUCAGGAGGUGGCCGGAGCCGACCUGAACACGUACGACGUGUCUUCCUCCGGCUUGCUGCGCCUCAGGACGCUCUUGCAGAAACUGGCUCACAGAGGUCUGACGUGGCAGGAUGACAUCACCCAGCAGGUGAUCUCCCGAGAGCUCUCCAAGCUGAGGAGCGGACCCCUCGGCCACCAGGAGGCAGUGGAGACGCCCUUCAGGUCCUACGGCAGGACAGUGGGCAGCAAUGCGAGGCCUGGGCAGGCGGAGCUGAGCAAGAACCUUCAACGCUUCCUGAAAGGUCUGCACUUCCUGCCACAGCUCCAGCCUGGAGUCCAACCACAGGCAGCCAGCACGCAGAAUGAAGGUAUCGCCUACGAUGGUCCUCCGGAUCGUAGUCCGCCAAAGUCGGGCUGGAAGGAGACCAGUGUCUACAGCCUCCAGAACGGAGCGGACCGACUCCCCGUCACCAAGGUUUUCUCUCAGAGUGGCGAGGGCAGGCACCCCAAGCUUAACGCGCCCUACAAGCCCCUCUCCAACCACUUGGAUCAGCUCGUUGGGGGAGGUGCACCGUCAGAGUCCAAAGGGAAGCUCCGCUACCUCGGCUACAUACGUCCGCCUCCAGAUGAGGUCCGGGUGGAUUUUGGAUCCAAAGCCCCGAAAAUCAACCUGGAUGGACUUUUGUUCAGGAGUGGGUCCGACCAACUGACCGCCAAGAAGCCCCCUAAUGUCAUGAAGGAUCAAUUAAUUCAGGGUAUGGUGAACCAUUUGGGAGGGCACAGCUUUAAAAUGGACUCGUGGCUGGCCAAAGACCUGGACCAGUUCGCCGACGUCAUCACCGGAGCGCUGCAGGAAGCCGAGGUGAGGCAAUCGGAUCCAGGGACCCAGCCGGGACCAGGAACACCAGAGUCUGGCCGGAUCAUGGAGGGAGAAAGGAAGCCAAUGACUGACAUGGAACCAAACCAAGUGUUGAGUGUGAAACCGGACAAAGUGCUAGAUGUGAACCAGAAGGGCCCUUUCAGAUUCAGACAAGGACAACAAGUUGAUGGCGCAGCCAACAAGGAGCCUGUUGACAAGCAUACGGCCAUUUUCUCCAAGCUCCUCGACUACCUCGACACGUUUGGUGACUCCUCUAAAGUCCAACCUGCUCCUGGUGAAAAAGUGGUGGGCCUGGAGAGCAUCCAUAGUCGUACUACGCAGUCCCAGGGUGCGGAGAAAGCUGUGUCGGCGCCCGCCGGGGAAGGCUCCACCUUGCGUUUGACCGGUGGUGUGGCGACGCCCCUUGCCCAACAGGCCGACUCCAAGAUAGGGAAAUGGAUGCAAAAGCCUGCCGGGAAGGACAUGAAGGUGAAAACUCAGCUGGUCCACAUCGGAUUGAAGGAGUUUUCCAGCAGGGGGAAAGACAGACAUUUUGGAUACAUCAUAACCGGCUCAGACUCCCUCACCUCCGACAAGGCCGUGGACUUGAUGGAGCGACUCACCCAGGAGCUGAACCUCCAUGCCGCAGACCUCACACAGCUCUCUGUUCUCGGCCCGGCGUUGACUUUUCGAGUCGGCCCCAACCCCGCCAAUGUAACCGCGGCAGAUCUGGUCCAAGUUGCAGUUCGAGCAAAGCAGCAGCUGGAGAAGGAGACAGGCCUGAAGAUAGUGGAGGCUGGAGUCAGUGACAGGGGCAGCCUAAGCCACAUCCCCGUGGUGAAGGAGACCCGGGUGGAGUCGGGCCAGCUGGUGAUUCUCUCCGUGCUGUGCGUGCUUUUCGUCCUGGUGGCGCUGGCGGUGUCGGCCACCUUCUUCUGCGUGCGCCAGCGCUCCCACCUGCGCAUGAAGGAGAAACUCUCCAGCUUGGGCACUGACACCGGCAGCGAUGCCACGGCAACCUAUCAGGAGCUGUGUCGCCAGCGUAUGGCCGUCCGGGCGUCGGAGCGCGUGGAGCGUCCAGAGACGCUACGCCACUCGCGGCUCAACAGCGUGUCGUCCCAGUUUAGCGACGGCCCCGGCGCCGGAAGCCCUUCCACGCGCAGCAGCACUUCCUCCUGGUGCGAGGAACCCGUGCCGUCCAACAUGGACAUCUCCACCGGUCACAUGAUACUGUCCUACAUGGAGGACCACUUGAAGAACAAGAACCGUCUGGAGCGCGAGUGGGAGGCCCUUUGCUCGUACCAGGCAGAACCCGGCACCUGCAGCGUGGCCCAGAGCGAGCAAAGCACCAGGAAGAACCGCUCAGAUGCCGUGCUAGCAUAUGAUCAUUCUAGAAUCACCUUGAAAGCAGAGAAUAACCACAGCGGCUCCGAUUACAUCAAUGCCAGUCCAAUCAUGGACCACGACCCUCGCAACCCCACUUACAUCGCCUCGCAGGGCCCGCUUCCCUCCACCGUGGCCGACUUCUGGCAGAUGGUGUGGGAGAGCGGCUGCGUGGUGGUCGUCAUGCUCACGCCCAUCUCGGAGAACGGCGUCAAGCAGUGUCACCGUUACUGGCCGGACGAGGGAUCUGACGUCUACCACUUCUACGAGGUGAACCUGGUGUCCGAGCACAUCUGGUGCGAGGACUUCCUGGUCCGGAGCUUCUACCUGAAGAACCUGCACACCAACGAGACGCGCACCGUCACGCAGUUCCACUUCCUCUCCUGGAUGGACCGCGGCGUCCCCAACACGGCGCGCACCCUCUUGGACUUCCGCAGAAAGGUUAACAAGUGCUACCGGGGUCGAUCUUGCCCGAUUAUUGUUCACUGCAGUGAUGGCGCUGGCAGGAGUGGGGCCUACAUUCUGAUUGACAUGGUCCUCAAUAGGAUGGCGAAAGGUGCUAAAGAGAUUGAUAUUGCCGCUAGCCUGGAGCACUUGAGAGACCAGAGAGCCGGCAUGGUCCACACAAAGGAGCAGUUUGAGUUCGCGCUGACGGCCGUGGCCGAGGAGGUGAACGCCAUCCUCAAAGCGAUGCCUCAGUGAAGGCGCGCACCUCCUCUUCAUCGUCAUCUUCAUCCUCUUCUUCUUCUUCUUCUUCUUCUUCUCUAUAUAUAUACGCGGCGUUAGCCCUCUUCUGAAUGUGGUGCCGCGAUCGUAGCUGGAAGCACAGUGGCCAAAGGUUGCGUUCAGGUACCACCAGCUGGUACGGGAUCUGAGCUGACAGGAUUCCCCGAUCAGGUCUGAAGUGACAAAUCGGUCAUCGUCCAAUGAAAAGCAUGUCGAUUUAGGGAUUAUUAUUUUUUUAUUUUUUGGGGGGGCAAAUUUCUAUUCCAAAACACCAAUGUAUUAAUAUGAGAAAAUAGUUUUUACGUGAGAGUAAAAAUGCAUGAAACAAAAGAAAAUCAUAAAAUUGUGAUUUUUUUUUUUCGGGUCUUAUAAUUUUGCAGCUAUUUUUGCGUAUUCUUUUUAUUUAUUGUUUAUAUAAUUGUACUUUAUUUUUUUAUAUAUAUAUAUAUAUAUAUAUAUAUAUAUAUAUAUAUAUUACUAGAAUAAAAAAGAGCUUUUUUCUUGAGAAUUAAGUUAUAAUAUUGUGAGAGGAACUUGUAAAUUUACAAUAUAAUGGAAGAAUUUUUUUUUUUUUCUUGCAAUCGUAAAAUUUCAUUCUGGUUUAUUUUUCUCUUUUCUCUUUGCUAUUUCAAUUGACUUUUUACAAAAAAAAAAUUUGAGAAUAAAUUAUGAGACGAGUAAUAUUUUGGCAAAAUAAAUAUUGAAAAAAGUUAUAAUUUUACAAGAAUAAAGUCAUACAAUUGUUUUCCUCAAGAAAAAAAAUAAUUGUUUUACAAUAACUAUGUCAUAAUAUAAAGAAGAAUGUCAUAAUAUUACAAUAAAAUGUAAUAUCGCAAGCAUUACGUCGUCAUGUUAUUAUUGUAAUAACGCCGCUUCAUUUUCACAUUAUUUCAAGAAAUACAUGCUUUUCAUACUUUGCGUACUUGAAGGCACCGUUCUCGUGCCACUGGCCAGCUGUGACGUCAUGUUGAGUGAAGAAUUACAAAGAUGUAAAAAAAAUAAUAAAAAGCAUAUAAACUACUUUGACUAUGUACUCUAUAGUCUCUAUAGAUUUUAAUAUUGUACAAAUGAUGCAAAUGACGUUGGACUAAGACACUAUCAUUUUGGAACAAUUAGUGUUAUUGUAACUGCAGCAAACAAUAGAGAAAGUCAUAAUCAUGACAACGAUGUAGAAAUACGAGAAGGAGUGUGUCAUUUAAUACUAUUUUAGGAGAAUAAGAUUGUAUUAUGACAAUUAAAAAAAUGUUUUUACAAGAAUAGUAAAAUCGAGUAGCAAAAAUGAUGUCCUAAUAUUACAAGAAAAGGUGCCAAUUAUUAUGAGAAUACACUCAAUCACGAGAGCAAGUCAUAAUAUUACGAGAAUCAGUUCGUAAUUCCAGCUAUAAAGUUCACGUUUUCAAGAAUGAAGAAUGACCGGUUGCUAGAAAACAUAAAGUAACAUGAUGAGAAAACCAGAAUAGAAGUCAUCAUUCCAAGAAUAAAGUCAACAUUUACCAGAAUUAAAACCUAAUCUUACAAGACAAACUCAAAUUCAUGAGAAUAAAGUAUUGGAAGUGGGGGGGGGGCCGGGGGGAAAUAGUCAUAAAGGUCAGCCGUCAGUAAUAAAGAAGUUAUAAUAUCCAAAAAAUUAAUGGUGUGAGAAAAAAAGCCACAAUUUUACGAGAAUAGUCAUAAUUCCAUAAAUAAGGAUGAAUAAUAUUCAUAAUAUUCUGAGGGGGGGGGGGGGGGGUUGACAUUUUUACAAGAAUAAUGUCAUCAUGUUACGAGAGAGAAAUCGUGUCAUUUCACGAGAAUAAACACUCGAGACUGCGAGAAAAAUACUUGGAAUUUUACGAGAAUAAAGUCAUAAAUUUACAAGAAAAAAUGGUGUCGUUUUACGAGAAUAGUCGUAAUUCCAAGAAUAAAGCCCCACGGUUUACGAAUGAAGUUCUAAUUCGGAGUAAGGACGUCAAUGUUUACGAAAAUCGUCAUGAUUUCACAAACGAUUUACGGAUAUUGUUUGGUAAUAUUACUAGUCCAAUUGUAUUCUAACAUUACAUUAAGACUGCGCAAACAUUUGUGACUAUUCUCGAGAAAUAGACAGUCUCUGACUGUUACGUUAAAACAAUUCUCAUAUCGCUGCUUGAUUCCGCGAACUCCAACCUUUCCCUGUCACUUUUACAUAACCAUUAUUCUUGUUUUUAACUGCGACCUUACCCGUAAAUAUUGGCGUGCUAAAAACUCCAAUGAUAACGCUACACUAUCGUUCGUUGGCACCACACGACUGCUAAUAAUUACAAUAAACAACAAUAACUAGAAGUAGUGUCUUGUCCUCUUACUAUUGCUAGUAAGUGUUCCAUCUAUUUAACGACAAUGUGUGCUAGCAUCGUGGUGGUUGUAUUCAUGUAUCACGGAAGCAUUGUGAUAUGUUGUGCAACAUGACAAUAGUAUGAUUUCCUCUAUGAGAGUGACUCUGUAAGAACAAUGCUGUUUAUUUUGUGUCCACGC